ACGUGUAUGUUUCAUCAUUUGUUUUUGCCAAAAAAAAAAAAAAGCAGGCUCAAAACUUCUACUUCAUCUUUUUUCCCUGGAUUUUUCUGUAUCUGGGGGUUAAUUGCUUUGGAAUACAUGGGUUUUGAAGAUGGCUUUCCCUCUGAAUUUGGUUGUGUCUGCAUAUUUAUAUCUCUCUAUAUAUCUUUCCGUGUCGUUGUUGGCCUAUUAUUUGAUGAUUCUGGAAAUGGGUUGUGUUUUUCUUCUGAAAGAUUAUCUUUUUCGUGUGUGUUUCUUUGGUGAGAAGCAGUGAUUUUGAGGAUCAUAGACGAUAAGCCUUUCAUGUUUUGUCUUUGUUGUCUGUGUUUGACUUCACUUUGCUUCCGUUCUUAGUGUGGAUAAUUUUUUCUGGAACAAAAAAAUGGUAAUGGAAGUAUAAAAUUCUGAAUUUCUGCUGUGUUGCAGUCCUUGGGGAAAAAAGAGAGGAGGAAUUUUGAGUCUCUUUGUUCGUUUUCUUUUCUGUGGUUUGGAAUUGUUCUCAGGAUGUUAGAGACUUGGAAGCCUUUCGGUUCCUGCAGACAAUCAUAGUCCGGUUAUGUUUAUGUUUUGUUUUUCGUCUUUGAAACUAGAAAAUGUGACAUUUACUGUUCCUUCGUGUAGGGUUAGUUGCGGAGAGAUCUCUAAUUUGAUUAGUUUUUCUUAAGAAAGGAAAUGAUAGAGUGGGGGAAAUUGUGAGUUUUUAGUCAAAUCAGGAAAAAGAAAGUUGUUGAGUUUUCUCGCAUUGUUGCUCUGGUUCUCAGAGAAAUGAAAAAAAAAAAACAUUUUUGUUCUGCAUAAAAUCGCGAGGUCUUCUUCUUUCUUUUUCCUGAUAGCUGUUAGUUAGACGUCAUAAAUUUGCGAUUCAGAAGUUUAUCUUUGCUUUUUUCUGAUAAAUGAAUUUCCAAAUUGCUCAAUUUUCCAGACUUUUUUUUUUUUUCUGGAAAUUUUGGUUGGCUUUCUCUUGUUUAUAAUCUUUCCCCUGUGUCUGUGACUUUCCUUGGACAGGAAGAGAACGGAGAGAAUGAGUAUGUUGAAUAUAUAGCAUUAUGGAUUUCCGGUGCAAAAAAAAAAGUCGCUCAUUGGUGUUUUCACUAAAAUCGUCAAUUCAGACACUUCAAAUGUCCUGGAAUAGCUUUGAAUGCAAUUUUUGUGGGAUUGUAGUGAUAUCUUGGUUGCCAGAUCUGCAGCUGGUUCACCCUUUCUGUGUCUUUUUGCUGUAUCUGUUGUUUGCACUCAUGCAUACUGUCUAAAGUUCUAGCUUCUUGUAGGGUUGAGAUGGACUUUUCGGAGUCCACCAAAGUUGUGUACGACAGGAUCCAGAAACUCGAGCCCGAGAAUGUCUCGAAGAUCAUUGGUUAUCUUCUUUUGCAAGAUCAUGGAGAACGCGAGAUGAUCAGGCUUGCCUUCAGCCCUGAUAAUGCGAUUCACUCCUUGAUUACCAAAGCAAAAUCCGAACUGGGAUUGUCUAAACCAGCAGUCUCUGUUAAUAUGUUACCCCAUGUAAAUUCUACACCAACGGUUAAUAUUCAGUCUGUCACAGAAAUUCCUUUGCAAUUCACUCCAUUCUCACCAGCGUCAGCCCCUGCACUUUCCCCUCGAUCCUCUCUCCGAAUUGCCAGCCCAUACUGGGAAUCGCAGGUUCCUGUUGGUCACGUGCCUGAUGAUUUUCAUCUCAUAAAACAAGUUCGCCACUUGGGUUUGGAGGACCCUGCUGAGUUUGCCAACUCCAGCGGUUCGGAGUUUAUGGGGAGUUAUUAUUUUCCCGAGGCUGCAAUUUGUGCAAAAUCGAGUCGUAGAUCCCCGAGUUUACCAGAUUUUCCUGUUAAGAUUUGCCAUUACUUCAAUAAGGGGUUUUGCAAGCAUGGGAACAACUGUCGGUACUUUCACGGCCAUCCUAUGCCUGAGAGCUUUUCACAGCAUUUUAAUGCAAGUUACAAUGAGAUAGGGUAUGAGGAUCAUGCAUUUAUUCAAGGGUCUCUUGAUAAACUAGAAUUGGAGCUUACCGAUCUUUUGAAAUCAAGGGGAGGAAUGCCCGUUUCAAUCGCUUCUUUACCCAUGUUGUAUUAUGAGAAGUAUGGGAAGACACUUCAGGCUGAGGGGUAUCUAACGGAGAGCCAAAGACAUGGCAAGGCUGGCUUUAGUUUGUCAAAGCUUCUUUCUCGGCUUAAGAACAGCAUUUGUCUCAUUGACAGACCACAUGGCCAACACUCCGUGAUUUUAGCAGAGGAUGCUCAGAAGUACCUGGAGUUUACAAUUGAAAGAAGCGAUCUAGGUGUAAACUCUGGUUCUCGGCAGAUAUAUCUUACGUUUCCGGCGGAGAGCGUCUUUACGGAACAAGACGUUUCGCAUUACUUCAACCAUUUUGGACCUGUUCAAGAUGUUAGGAUUCCUUGCCAACAGAAAAGGAUGUUCGGAUUCGUCACGUUUGUCUUUGCGGAAACGGCCAAGCAGGUUUUGGCAAAGGGAAAUCCUCACUUUAUAUGUAACGCUCGUGUUCUUGUGAAACCGUACAAGGAGAAGUCGAGGCUUUUUGACAGAAGGUAUAUGGAAAAAAUGCAGAAUCUCGCAUUUAAUUACAAUCAGCACCUUAUGGAAGGGGAGUCUGAUAUUCAGUCAAUGCCAAGAAGUUGUGAUAACUCAAGAUUCCUUGGGAAGGAGGUCAUCCAAGAGCAUGAAACUGCACUUGAACUCGAGAGGAGACGCUUUGCAGAAUUUCACAUAGCACCGAAAGCUUUGGCCCACCCUGUAUAUUUUGGGCAUUCAAUGGACCAGCUGAACCCAUCAGAAGUAGGCCAUGAAGAACCAGCACAGUCACCAUCAGCUGAUCAUAUUAAUCACUUCCUAGAUUAUGUACAAAAUGGUUCGAGCAACACCAGCAAAAUGUCGCUGCGGGUCACUAAUUGCAAUGACCAGGAUAGCCCAGGAAUCAAUCUUCCUGACAGCCCAUUCGCAUCGGCAAUAGGGACUGGAAUUUCGACAGCUACAUAGACAUCCAGGAAAAAAAAAAGCAACUAUAGAGGACCGAAGAACUCAAAUACUAUCUGGCGAGUUCGACAUACAACCGGACUUUUCUCUCUUUUCUUUUUCCUUCAUCUUUUCUGCGGUUUCAACUAGCUGCUCAGGAGGGACGCGUGAUGUGAAGUUCUCCGUGUUUCACCGGCAAAAGUAGAUCAGGCAAAAAGGAUUGAUACAGAAGAAGCUAAUUUCAUUACAGGGUGUUUUAUACAGGAUCAAAGGCACAAGCUUUUUAUCAAAGCUCGUGGGUGUGUUAGAGGAGAAGUUUAGUAAUAGUAGUAUUUGCUGUUAUAGUUGAAGAAAGGGAGUAAAGGAAUUGUGCAGAGAAAGAAGAAUGCGAGAAAGCUGUUGUUUUUAAGUAAAUAUUUGCCUAGAGAAAAUUGAAAGAAAGGAUGUUUCUGCUUGGUACAUAAAAGAAGAAAUCACAUGUUCUAUAGCUUUCUAAUGAUAUACACUCUUGGGGUCACUAUCAAUGAUCA
Rhodamnia argentea is the source of this 3512-nucleotide messenger RNA. RefSeq names its product zinc finger CCCH domain-containing protein 18-like. The transcript is spliced from 7 exons. Gene Ontology annotation, molecular function: RNA binding; metal ion binding. The coding region runs from base 1294 to 3006 and encodes 570 amino acids. The record is from RefSeq and is a predicted model, not a curated record. NCBI's taxonomy places the organism in Eukaryota, Viridiplantae, Streptophyta, Magnoliopsida, Myrtales, Myrtaceae.